GUGAGCGGGACGCAGCGCCGUCCCUUUUCUGGCAGAAGCUGCCUCCUCUUCCCCUUCGCUCGGCCCCUGUGAGGCCAGGCCAGACCAGCCCCGCCUCCGCAGGGCUAACGAGCUUGGCGCUUGCCACUCUGCCCUGAGGCCGCGAUGAAGGCAGAGGAGGGGGGUUGCUGCCUGCUGCUCACGGCGGCGUGGGGAGCGGCGCUGGCGCUGGCCUUCUUCCUGGGCUUCUUGCGGAGGGCCACGGGGGCGCCGGGCACAACUUUCCAUCGGCGGGAGCACGGCCGGAGCCAGGCAGCCCAAAAGGGGCCGCCCGCCGACGCGUGGAAUCCACGACUCUCAGGCUUCACACUGCGACUUGCAACACACCUGGCCAACACUGCUUUUGGGCAACUUAUUUUAGUGCCCCUUAUCAUGCGGAUCAACAACUUUACCAUCCUACGCUAUCUUGAUAUUUCAGAAGACCCUACUUUUCUUCCAGUUGUUGCUGAAGAAGGAAAAAGUGACCUUUCAAAGUCCAGUAAUGACUCAGAGAUUCUGCAUAAGCUGCUUGAUAUGAAGUCAUGUUCCACUAACCCUGCUUUCAACUUCAAAGGGAUCCAAGAUUAUUUGAAUUGCUAUCAAUCUGGAGAAGUGACACCCCUUCAAGUUGCCAAGAAUAUUCUUGCUGUUUUGGAAGAUCCUGAGAGAAUAAGUCCCCAUCUGCGAGCAAUUUCUCAAUGGGACCAGGAGGAGAUAAUUAAGAUGGCUGAGUGCUCCACUGCUCGCUAUAGAGAGAAGAAACCCCUCUCUCUCUUGGAUGGAAUUCCAGUGUGCUUGAAGGAGGAGAUCAAAGUGGUUCCCUAUUAUCAUCGAAGCGGAACAGAAUACCUGGGUACAAAGCCAGAAACUGAAGAUGCCACUGUGACCAGGAAACUACGGGAAGCUGGUGCCAUUAUUAUUGGAGUCUCAAACAUGCAUGAAUUAGGUAUUGGGACCACAGGCUGUAAUCCCAACAGGUAUCAUGAUACAGCUAGAAACCCUUACAACCCACAGCAUUUCACAGGUGGCAGUUCCAGUGGGUCAGCAGCAGCUGUGGCUUCAGGUCUUUGCCCAUUGGCUCUUGGCACAGAUGGGGGAGGUUCUGUGAGGAUCCCUGCUUCUUUCUGUGGCAUUGUGGGUCUGAAAGGUACAUUUGGACGUAUCAGUGCAUAUGGCUGCCAUCCUCUCUCGUAUUCUACUGUGAGCCUUGGCCCUCUUUGUACAUCAGUGGCCGAUGCAGCACUCGUAUAUUCAAUCCUAGCUGGGCCAGAUCCUCUCUAUCCAUAUGGACUAUGCCAGCCUAAACCAUCCCUCUCAGAAAUUAUCACUUCUGAUCUCAAGGACUUUAAGAUGGGAAUUGAUUGGACUUUCUUUAAGGCUUGCAAUGAUGAAAUUCUAGUUAACUGCCGAAAAGCUGUGGAGUUCCUUAAGAGUUUUGGUGCCUCGGUAAUCGAAGUGUCCCUCCCAGAGAUAGAGGAGAUGCGGGUGGCUCAUGUCAUCUGUAUCCUUAGUGAGAUGAGGGAUUUCCUGCAGCCUGAUUUCAACAAUCACUUUGAGCAAAUGAAUUUGGAGACUCGUUUGAACCUUGCAAUUGCUUCCCAGUUCACAGCUCUGGACUACAUUAAGGCAAACCGUCAGCGAACCCGCACCAUGGCCAUUCUGCAGGAGACUUUUGCAAAUGUGAAUUGUCUCAUCACUCCAGGAACUGCAUGUUGCGCCCCAGAAAUCCAGAGCUCUGAUCUCCUAUCAGGAUGUAGCGAUGUUCAGACGACUCUCCAGACCAUGAGGUACAUGCAGCUGGCCAACUUGACAGGCAUUCCAGCACUAGUAGUGCCAAUUGGAUAUACUGUCUCAGGCCUUCCCAUCAGCCUUCAGAUUAUGGCAAAGUGGUGGAAUGAAGCAUUGCUGUUUCGGAUUGGCCUGAAGCUGGAGAAAUUUCAUGACACAAUCGCAAAACCAGCUAUUUAUUAUGACAUUCUUGGGUAACAGGACUAACUACAGGAUUGCAAGCUUGACCCAGACCAAAACGAGAUAGAUUAUUCUUACAGACUGAGUGACUUACAGCAGGAAAUCUUUAUAAACAGCACAUAUAAAACAAUAACUUAUUAAGAAAAGUGAAAUCUUGAUUUUGGCUUCAGUUAUAGAUCUUCUACCAGUCAUACCUGACAUACAUGCCAUUGGAUCUUACACAGGCUCCUGUAGCAGAGUAUUCAUCCACUUUUCUUAUUUCCGGCAGAUUGUUUUGAGCACUUCUCUCUUGUAUUCAACAGAAAUAAUCCUAUCUGCCUCACCAUGCUGUCAGUACUUAAUUUCUUGUGUAGAACAAAAAGGAUUUUAUUUCAAGGGCUGAUGAAUAAGAAAAAAAACACUUGGGAAAUCAUAGAGCUCAUUGCUUUGAGUACUGUUACCUAGAAUUGUCCCUCUGUUCCAGAUAAACAAACUAAACUGCAGCAUCCCUAUGCCAAAGAAGAAAAACGAGUGGCUUCGUCUUUUUCUCAAGAUACCAGGUUACAGCUUGCCUCUGCAGAAAACUGUUUCUAAAGUAUAUUGCAUUGUGCAUAUAAAGCAGGUUUCCAGGUUAACUACUUGCACUGAGGGGCAGAAAUGGAAAAAGCCCACUUGUAACACUCACCCCUUUUAAGACAUAGUCAAUAUGCUCAGAAUUCUAGAUUUUGGUUGAACUAUUUUCAAAUACCUUUUUGCUGUAGUUUUCAGUGGUGCAGGGUUUAAUUUGUAUUUUCACCUAUUUUAAAACCUUGGGCUUUCAGGAAGCUGUCUCUUUUGAGCUAAUUAAAUCAGCAAAAUAAUACAGCAUUAGCUUUCUCUUGAGCUCAUAUUAUGGUAGGAAGAAGUAUAUUGUUAUAUAUGUUGGAUGUACCUCUAAACCAGGGUGGGGGACUGUGGACAGCACGGAGACCAGUUUUCACCUGUAUUGAAACACCAUUAAAUGAAGAUCUUAACUUCAACUUGUAA
Messenger RNA from Anolis sagrei ordinatus, 2991 nucleotides. RefSeq lists its product as uncharacterized. The record is from RefSeq and is a predicted model, not a curated record. Lineage: Eukaryota; Metazoa; Chordata; Lepidosauria; Squamata; Anolidae. Gene Ontology annotation, molecular function: catalytic activity.